AUGGUGUAUUAUCUGCUCGGUGUCGGCGCCGGCGGUCGCUGCCACUGCCCGCCCAUCCUCCUCCACCGCCGCGCCCCGCUGGCGACGGCGGCCACCCCGCUCCGUCGCCAGCCCCUGCUCCAGCUCCGCCCGCUCGCCUCCUUGGCCAGACGGCGGACACGGUGCCGCUGCCACACCGUCGACCUCAAGGAGGACGACGGUUUCCUCACCCUCGACCUAGAGGACUUCGAGGGGCUCGCCGACGAGGAGGCGGAGGAGGGCCCGUCGCCGUGGGAGGGCGUGGUGGUGUACCAGCGCGACGCGGCGGUGCAGCACAUCGAGUACGCCACCACCCUGGAGCGCCUCGGCCUGGCCGACCUCUCGUCCCAGCACUCCCUCGCACGCGCCGCGGCCAUGGGCAUCGCCAGCCCCAGGCCACCGCGGGGCAGCGCCGAGGACACGACCAUGACGUCGCCCGUGCUGGUCUCCUUAGACGUGACCCGGCGCCGUGGGCGGCUCCGUCUGGAUGGCAUCCUGCGCACCGUCAUCACCCUCGGCUGCUACCGGUGA
Molecule: messenger RNA, 549 nt
Organism: Triticum dicoccoides
Lineage: Eukaryota; Viridiplantae; Streptophyta; Magnoliopsida; Poales; Poaceae
Product: large ribosomal RNA subunit accumulation protein YCED homolog 1, chloroplastic-like
Exons: 1
Coding region: 1-549 (182 amino acids)
Source: RefSeq, a predicted model, not a curated record